Molecule: messenger RNA, 1916 nt
Organism: Centruroides sculpturatus (bark scorpion)
Lineage: Eukaryota; Metazoa; Arthropoda; Arachnida; Scorpiones; Buthidae
Exons: 2
Source: RefSeq, a predicted model, not a curated record
UGACUCCAAUUCCGGAAUCUUCCCCAGUAACGGAAAAGCAAGACACCAUCAGUGCCAUGUGCCAGCAACUAUCUCAAGGUCUUACACUCCUUAGCAGUACUGAUGAUCCUUUUUUGUCUUCAACAGUAAAAGAACAUCAAAAUCAGCAAGUUAUAAAUCCAUGGGCUGGAGCUGGAUUAAGUUCUCGGGCUGAAGCUUGGCUUGCUAGCAAUACCAAUGCUAUACAAGAUAAAGAAGAGCAGAAUAACUCAUCUGGAGAUAAUAUUUCCCCUGGAAGUCUUGUGAAAAGUACAUCAAAUCCAUCAGAUUUAUUUGUUAUUCCACCACAUAUGACAUCUGCACAACCACCACCAACACAACCAGUGGUACCACCUCGUCGAAGCAGUCCAAAUUUUUCUCAUUUACGUAGUCAGUCAUUAGGCUCAGCAGAAGCUUUUGUAUUUCAAAAUUCAGGUAAUAAAUCGGUCACAUAUGAUCGAUCACAACAUAUUAAAUCAGCACAACCAGAAAUUCAGAAUCAUUCCCAAACAAAAAGUACAUGGGCUAAUGGGAACAUUCAUUCAUCAUCUCAAUCUUCGGAACCCCCACCUUAUAAAGAUCCAUUUGAUGCAGAAUGGGCUGCACUUGCAACACGACAUCAAGUAAGCACAAAUCCUUUUGCACAACAUUCUGUCAAAGCAUUUGAAGUGCAUAUGUGAAUAAAAAUUUAUGAAAUUAGCCAAAUUGUAUUGGUUGUUAACUGCUGUGAAUUUGUUUUAUAUCCAGAAAGAAAUAACUUAAAAAGUUUAAUUGCUUGAAGGAAGUUUUCUUCAAAAAUGACGGCAGCUGCUGCACCAAAAUUGUAUGUUGAUUGCCUUACUAGUUAUAAUUGUUAUCAACCAGAUGGGCAAUGUUGUUACAGCAAAAUUUGGCAUGUUGUUUUUAACUAUACUUAAAGAAAUAUAUUCAAAAUAUGCAUUUCAGUUGGCUAAUUAUUACAUAAUCAUUCCAUAUUCAUAAUAUGCAGCUGUUUGGACAUAGAUAUUUAGUGGGUUGAUAACUGUAUAUUAUAUUCAUAAUACCAACUAUUAUGCUGUGUAUUUGAUUAUUCUUCAUUCAUAGAAAUUAGUCUGAAAAUUUUUUCUCUUUCUGGAGAAAAGAAAAUCUCUUACAAUUUGUUUGUUCAUCCGUCUGAGAAACAACGAAUGGAAAACUGUGUAAAAGGAAGCUUGCAUGUGAUUUGUUACAAUCCGGUCCUGUUCUUCAAAUAAAGCAGUACAUAUUUUUUGAUAAUGAUAUAAAGUCUGCAAUUAAAUUUUUCAGUGAAUGCUUAGUUUUAUCAUGUUCAGAGACAAGCUGGAUAGACGAAAAUUCUGAUGUCUGGAAUAUAUAUCAGACUAGUGCCCUAGCCAUCAAAGAAAAAUGAUCAUAUCCUUUUAUUUUCUCCAGAUGUAGCAACCUGCUGUAAAAUCUGACUUCAUUUCACCUUUGUACAGACUUUAUAGGGUGAUCUAAAGUGUGAUGUUUAUACAGGAGAAAACUAUAUUGAUGUCAGAUUGUACAAUAUACAGUAUAUGCCACUUACUACUCAGGCAAGCCUUUGUGUAUCAGAAAUUCUCAUUUUAACUCUUCCAUAUUUGUGCUGACUAAUAUACCGUGCUUUGAUUUUAUUUCUUCCGAACCUCACUGCACAAAAUCUAAUUAGCUAGACCGCAUUAGAAUAAUAGUAACACAAAUGUGUAUAGUAUUAUAUUACUUUAACCAAAAGAUGAUGGCAUACAAUAAUAACAUAAAAAGAGGUUAAAACAAAAAACUGCCUAUUAUGAUUUUAUAUGUACAUGUGAGAUCUAAUAUUGAACAAAGUUCAUAAUUAACUUGUAUUUGUUCUUGUCACUUAGUGUAAUAAAAAAAAACAUAAAUAUUAUUACAAGUUUCUG